Phacochoerus africanus (Common warthog) is the source of this 2410-nucleotide messenger RNA. RefSeq names its product pre-mRNA processing factor 3 (gene PRPF3). The record is from RefSeq and is a predicted model, not a curated record. The transcript has 16 exons. NCBI's taxonomy places the organism in Eukaryota, Metazoa, Chordata, Mammalia, Artiodactyla, Suidae. The coding region runs from base 145 to 2196 and encodes 683 amino acids. Gene Ontology annotation, biological process: mRNA splicing, via spliceosome. Gene Ontology annotation, cellular component: U4/U6 x U5 tri-snRNP complex.
GCGAGGCGGCAGCCGUGGCGGUAGCGACGGAGGGCGGUCGGAGGGUUUCCGGUUCCGGUGUAACGUUCGGGCUCCGUCUCAGGGGCUGAAGUUUGUGAGGUCCAGUAUUGAAUCCUUUUUGAGCCAACCUCCUUUUCCUGAAGAAUGGCACUGUCUAAGAGGGAGCUGGAUGAACUGAAACCAUGGAUAGAGAAGACAGUGAAGAGGGUGCUGGGUUUCUCAGAACCCACAGUGGUCACAGCAGCACUGAACUGUGUGGGGAAGGGCAUGGACAAGAAGAAGGCAGCUGACCAUCUGAAACCUUUUCUUGAUGAUUCCACUCUCCGAUUUGUGGACAAACUAUUUGAGGCUGUGGAGGAAGGCCGAAGCUCUAGGCAUUCCAAGUCCAGCAGUGACAGGAGCAGAAAACGAGAGCUAAAGGAAGUGUUUGGUGAUGACUCUGAGAUCUCCAAGGAAUCAUCAGGAGUAAAGAAGCGACGGAUACCCCGUUUUGAGGAAGUGGAAGAGGAGCCAGAAGUGAUUCCAGGGCCUCCCUCAGAGAGUCCUGGCAUGCUGACUAAGCUCCAGAUCAAACAGAUGAUGGAGGCAGCAACACGGCAAAUCGAAGAAAGGAAAAAACAACUGAGCUUCAUUAGCCCCCCUACACCUCAGCCAAAGACUCCUUCUUCCUCCCAACCAGAGCGACUUCCAAUUGGUAACACUAUUCAGCCCUCCCAGGCUGCCACUUUCAUGAAUGAUGCCAUUGAGAAGGCAAGGAAAGCAGCCGAACUACAAGCCCGCAUCCAAGCCCAGCUGGCACUGAAGCCAGGACUCAUUGGCAAUGCCAACAUGGUGGGCCUGGCCAAUCUCCAUGCCAUGGGCAUUGCUCCGCCGAAGGUGGAGCUAAAAGAUCAAACUAAACCUACACCACUGAUUCUUGAUGAACAAGGUCGAACUGUAGAUGCAACAGGCAAAGAAAUUGAGCUGACACACCGUAUGCCUACUCUGAAGGCCAAUAUUCGGGCUGUGAAGAGGGAACAAUUCAAGCAACAGUUAAAAGAAAAGCCAUCAGAAGACAUGGAGUCUAAUACCUUUUUUGACCCCAGAGUCUCAAUUGCCCCUUCCCAGCGCCAGAGACGUACUUUUAAAUUCCAUGACAAGGGCAAAUUUGAAAAGAUUGCCCAACGAUUACGGACAAAGGCCCAACUGGAGAAGCUACAGGCAGAGAUCUCACAGGCAGCUCGAAAAACAGGCAUUCAUACUUCGACUAGGCUGGCCCUAAUUGCUCCUAAAAAGGAGUUGAAGGAAGGAGAUAUCCCUGAAAUUGAGUGGUGGGACUCUUACAUCAUCCCCAAUGGCUUUGACCUUACAGAGGAAAAUCCCAAGAGAGAAGAUUAUUUUGGAAUCACAAAUCUUGUUGAACAUCCAGCCCAGCUUAACCCUCCAGUUGACAAUGACACACCAGUUACUCUUGGGGUAUAUCUGACCAAGAAGGAACAGAAGAAACUUCGAAGGCAAACAAGGAGGGAAGCACAGAAGGAACUACAAGAGAAAGUCAGGCUGGGCCUGAUGCCUCCUCCAGAACCCAAAGUGAGAAUUUCAAAUUUGAUGCGAGUAUUAGGAACAGAAGCUGUUCAAGACCCCACGAAGGUAGAAGCCCAUGUCAGAGCUCAGAUGGCAAAAAGACAGAAAGCGCAUGAAGAGGCCAACGCUGCCCGAAAACUUACAGCAGAACAGAGAAAGGUCAAGAAAAUUAAAAAGCUUAAAGAAGACAUUUCACAGGGGGUACACAUAUCUGUAUAUAGAGUUCGAAAUUUGAGCAACCCAGCCAAGAAGUUCAAGAUUGAGGCCAAUGCUGGGCAACUGUACCUGACAGGGGUGGUGGUACUGCACAAGGAUGUCAACGUGGUAGUAGUGGAAGGGGGCCCCAAGGCCCAGAAGAAAUUUAAGCGUCUUAUGCUGCAUCGGAUAAAGUGGGAUGAACAGACAUCUAACACAAAGGGAGAUGAUGAUGAGGAAUCUGAUGAGGAAGCUGUGAAGAAAACCAACAAAUGUGUACUUGUCUGGGAGGGUACAGCCAAAGACCGGAGCUUUGGAGAGAUGAAGUUCAAACAGUGCCCUACAGAGAACAUGGCUCGGGAGCAUUUCAAAAAGCAUGGGGCUGAGCACUACUGGGACCUUGCACUGAGUGAAUCUGUGUUGGAGUCCACCGACUGAGACUACUGCAAGCCCUUGCCUCUCCCCUCUUGCCUUUGUCUCUUCAGUCCUCUUCCUUAUUCUCCUUCCUAGCCCGGCCCCACUUGUAUGUGAUCUCAGAACUGUGCCAAGCUGACAUUGGAACUGAGGGAGAACACCUUGCUUCCUUCCCUAGUCAGCCUGGUGCUGCCCAUUAUUCCCCUUAUGUGAAUAUGAUUAAAGAGUUAUUUUUAAA